UCGUGAUAGCAUCAUCCCAGAUCAUCGUAAUUAUAAUAGGAACCAUCAGUGACGUCACAUGAAAGACCUCUGUACAUUUUGCCUGUGUUUUCACACCCCUGUAUCGAAUGCCUAGGAUAAUCCUCUACAUUCCAUGAUUCCAGACCUCUGCCUUGGGUUUUAUAUGAAAUAUCCAUCAGUAGAGGUCACAGAUAGGAACUCCAAGUUUAUACGUACCAUAAGAAAUGACAACUACAACACAGACAGGUGUGUCGCAGACUCCUGCAGAUUCUGAGAAAAGGAAAAUAGUACAGAUUUAACAUGUCGUCAUACUUCGAAGAACAUGGCUGCAGUCCUCUACAAAGAGGCGAGGUCCCUGAUCAUUUUCUACAUUUUGCACGUUUGAUACUUCGUGGAGGUUAUUGGCAGGAUAUGCAAAUAGAAUUUACUCAGCUCUUUGGGUUUGGAGACCGCCCACCCCCACCAGCUUCCAAGGACUUCAUAAAAAGCUUAGAGACAUUAACUAUAUCUGAAAAAGGAGGACAGUGUCCAGUGUGUUUAAAAGAGUGGAAGGAAGGGGAAGAAUAUAAAAGGCUUCCAUGUAAACAUAAAUUCCAUGACCCCUGCAUCAUGCCAUGGCUUGAAAAGACAAAUUCUUGCCCAAUGUGUAGACAUGAACUACCCACUGAUGAUGAAGAUUAUGAGGAAUACAGGAUACAAAAAAAAAGGGCAGUUGACCGAGAAGCUGAGUUAGAAAUUUUACACAACUCAAUGUUUUCAUAGUGUCAUCCUGUUUUUGUAUCAGUAUUAAUUCACAAGGCUUGCAUAGCAAGUUUUAAUGUAUAAACUACUUAGUAAAUCAUUACUGUAAUCUAUUCAUUACCAACAUAACUAAUACAGAAAGUUGGAAACACUGUAUAGGUUUGAUUAGAACUUUCAAGUAAUUCACAGCUUUUGUACAUUUGUGAAAAGUUUUUCUCUCACUGUGUGUAUUGUACAGAAAUAGACUUGCCUAAAGUUCAGAAAAACUAUCUAUUUUAGGUAACUCAAAGUAGACUGUCAUUCAUUACAUUGCAGAAUUGUGAGAAGAGUUUUGCUGUCAUUCUGUUGUGCAUUACAGUUAUAACAAAGCCUUGAGUUCAAGUCAACAUUAAGUUAUUUUUAAGACCAUUUUACCUGUUAAGAUCUGGUAUUAUAUGAAAUUAAUCUGCAUCAUUUAGAUUUCCACCGUCUUCUAAAAUGUAUCUGGUCAAACCAUUUUUGGUACAAUAAAUAUGAACAGAAGAAAGAA
Messenger RNA from Macrobrachium nipponense, 1270 nucleotides. RefSeq names its product E3 ubiquitin-protein ligase RNF181-like. Bases 301 to 762 code for a protein of 153 amino acids. Gene Ontology annotation, biological process: protein ubiquitination. Gene Ontology annotation, cellular component: cytoplasm. The record is from RefSeq and is a predicted model, not a curated record. Gene Ontology annotation, molecular function: ubiquitin protein ligase activity. The transcript has 8 exons. NCBI's taxonomy places the organism in Eukaryota, Metazoa, Arthropoda, Malacostraca, Decapoda, Palaemonidae.